CGGCGCGAACGCAGCGCAACAGCGGGCAACCAUCGGAGAGAAUUCGAUAACGUGAACGCAACUCGUUUGUUUCGAUGCCGUCAGCUCGUCAGAACAUUCUGUGUGCGUUUGUAAAUUGUACUAAUUAGGCACGGGCUUGCUGGCAAAACAGUAGCUUCAUCUAUUACUGCCCUAACGCCCAUGUUACACAACGCUGCCGCGGUCCGAUCCGCUCCGUGUUAUCAGUUAGCAUCGAAAGCGACACAGUUCAACGCUUUAAGAGAUUUUAACUAUACAUCUUUAUGUCGUGGUCAUUAUGUACCUAUUAAUUGUCAGUGUGUGCGUGAAGUGGACUUAAAUAGUGGAAAAGAGAUCCAACGAGAUGAUUGUUAUUGUACAGCCAUUCCGUUGGAUUAUGGUCCAUUAUAAAGGUAUAAAUAAAUAAACACAGUAUUGCCGAAAUGGAUCCAAUAUUGGAAAAUGAGUCGGCUACGGCUGAUGCUUCACCCAAAUUCGGAAAGUCAAAACACAAGAAAAAAAGAAUCAUAGAAGCUAACCAGACCGUAGUGGGGGAGAAGAAGAAAUUUGUAGUUACUAAAUUAUCAACGACAGACGACAAAGAUAUACCGUCUACUUCAGCAGCACAAAAUGUGCAUACUGUUCAUUUUGGCACGCGGGGGGUGGAAUCACAAAGACCUCACGUUAGAUCAAUUUUCAAAGAAAAAUCUGUAGAUACAUCGAGAGCAUCUAGUGCUGAGAGAGAACCUGGAGUUGAUGUUAAGGGGUAUGAAACAUUUCAUGGAACAUCAUCGAGUCCACGGAGUUCAAUAUUUGAUAUUUUCCGUCUUCGAAGAAAGAGUGAUUCUAAAAAGCAUCAGUCUUUGAUGCACAAUGUAAAAGCUGCAUUAGGGAAUACCCCUAAAGCUACAGAAGCGCCUGAAGCUCCGAAAGAGCCUAUUGCUGAAGAAUCAAAAGAUUGUCACAAGAAAUAUUAUCAUACUGUAACAGGAGCUUCCUCAAGAAAAUCUAGCCCUAUUACAAGGGUAAUGGAUAUUUUAUGGAGAAAACCUCAAGCGGAGACAAACCAGGCGACCAUUGAUCCCGCCAAAAAGAAAUCUGUUAAGCAACCACGCCGUUCCUCCAUUGGUACUACUUCGCCCACUUAUCAUAAAAAUUCAUAUGCUUCUUUGGAUCCUCUACAAGCAAAACAAUUGUUUAGGGAAGUUCGAGGUCUUCCUAAAUACGAUCCCUAUUUAUCAAUAGUUCAAAUAUCUUUGGGUGGUAGAGACAAGACGAGGCUGUUGUUGAAUUUUUUCAAAUAUCAUAAAUGUUACGAAAUCCUACCAAAAUCUGCAAAAGUAAUAAUAUUUGAUACACAAUUUUUGGUAAGAAAAACCUUUCCUACUCUUAUCUCACAUGGUAUACGCUCUGCUCCAUUGUGGGAUGCUAAUAAAAAACAACUUGUUGGCAUGAUAACAGUUACUGACUUCAUAAGGAUUUUGUUGCACCUUGAAAAGGAAAAAUUACCAGUAGAUGAACUUGAAAGGCAUUCACUUCAUAACUGGAAGAACAUAUUGCGACCAACCAGGAAACCUUUGUGUAGUGUUGGCCCUGAUCAAUCUUUACAUGAAGCUAUAAAUAUGCUGAAUAAGAAUCGCGUGCACAGACUUUUGUUAAUUGAUCCAUUUAAUGGAGAUGUAUUGUAUAUUUUGUCCCACAAAAGAAUUUUAAGAUUCCUGUUUGUCUAUCUAAAUGAAUUUCCAGAAUUAACGUUUUUCCAUAAAACUUUGACUGAACUGAAAAUUGGCACAUUUGAUGAAAUUGUAUCCGUGACAGAUAAUACUAGUAUUAAAGCAGCAUUUCAGCUCUUAUUAGACAAAGAUAUAUCAGCCUUGCCUGUUUUAGAUGACGAAGGCAAGUUAAUCGAUGUUUAUGCUAAAUGUGAGGUAUUGAAUUUAGUUAGCGAAAAACUUUAUUCUGAUUUGUCAUUGACAAUAGGUGAAGUAAGAAAUAAAAAGAAAGACUGGGAAGAAAAAUUACAGAAAUGUCGAUCGAGUAUUUCGUUAUACGAGGCCUUAGAAGUCAUAGUUAGGACAGAGAGUCAUCGAUUAUUGCUAGUGAAUAAGGAUAAUAGACUAAUAGGAAUUGUUUCGUUGUCAGAUAUUUUAGUAUAUUUAAAUAGAAUUAUUCCAACUGAGAAGAAAGUUUCGUCACUACAAGAGAUAUUUAGACCCCUGGAGGAAAAUAAAGUUGACGAAUCAGCAAAAGAGACCGAGAAUGAAAUAAUAUCUAUUCCGGUACCAAAUUUAGGACAACAAGCAUUAUCUGAGGGCGAUGAAAGUGUCCCCGAAGUAAAUGACAUCGCAAUCACCCCAGAAGAAAAAGAAAGCGCUGACGUAGAAACAACGACCAAAAGUGACAUAGAAGUGGAAGAGACUUAGUACAAAUAAAAAGGUUUAAUAGUUAUUUGUUUUACAAGGGGGCAAAGUUGUUGUUUAGCCGCUCGUGCUAAUAUUGAUACCCGAGCAAGCGAAUUAUUCCAAAAUUGAACCACGAGAGUAGCGCUUGGUCCUAAUAGUGGAAUCUUGAACGUUGCGAGGGUUUCAAGGCACGAGGAUUAAACGAAUUUUGCUACCGAGUGAAACACAAUUUUUUUACCACACCAACGCGAGGAUAAUACUAACUGUAAAACAUCAAACUAAAUCAAACCAAAUAGAAACCAAAUGAACGUUAUUAAAUGGCUAGUGGAGCUGGUGUGGUGAAAAUAAAUAUGCACAGCCUCGUCUAAAUACUAAUCUUAUUUAAUGUUGAUGAAUAUGCUCUUUUGAAAUGGAACGAUAAGAACAAAUAUUAUUCCAAAGAAAAUGUGAUAGGUGGAACCGCCGAAUCAGUGUAUUAAUCUCAUAGAUCGCUUUAUGCUUGUAUUAAAUUAUAAUAAUGUAAUUUAACUUCUUAAUCGUUAAUAGUUGCAUCAAAAUACCACGUGAUUGCCUUAUUCAUUAUUUAAUUUAUGAUUAACAAUGCUGAACCCAAUAAAAUAUUUUAGCAAA
Cydia pomonella (codling moth) is the source of this 3029-nucleotide messenger RNA. Its product is annotated as 5'-AMP-activated protein kinase subunit gamma-3-like. Lineage: Eukaryota; Metazoa; Arthropoda; Insecta; Lepidoptera; Tortricidae. The record is from RefSeq and is a predicted model, not a curated record.